UUUGUUGGGGGGGGGGCGGGGGAGGGGUUAGUAGGUGGUUGAACGUUUAGGGCCGGGGAACCUACCCCCGACUCCGUCCCCACGUGACCGGCACUGGGCUCUCCCCUCACUCCCUCAAGCGCCUGACGGGAGGCCAGGCCCCGACGCCCCCAUUUUCUCAGUGAAAGCCCAGAGGGGCGGGAUUGUCAGGCCCACGCCCCGCACACCCAGGCGGGGCGCCCUGCGGCCCGGCCCGUCCGUCCGUCAGCGGGCGGGGACUGGCAGCGAGGGGAUUUCUCCCCACGCCCACGGUGAGCCAAUGGGCGGGACUGGCAGAGGCGGACGGCCCCGGCUCCUCCUGAGGGCGGGAGGCUGCAGCAUCCGGGCACCGGGGGAGGUUCUGCGGCGCCGCCCCCCUGUUCCUGUGGAGGCCCCGCUCCCUUCCCUGCGUUAUGUAAGAGGGCGGCGCCGCCAUUGGCCGGCGGGAUCGGGGCGGCCGGCGGCGCGCGUGCGCAGUGGGGGGGGGGGCGGCGCUGACUCCUCCAUCCUCCUGUCGGGCAGGCGGCGGCCGCGGCUGCUGCGGGGCCGCACGGAGCCUUCUCCGCUCGCUCGCUCGCUCGCGCCGGGGCCGGCCGGCCAGUCCGGAUAUGGCUCGUGGACAGCAGAAGAUUCAGUCGCAGCAGAAAAAUGCCAAAAAGCAAGCUGGACAGAAAAAGAAACAAGGACAUGAUCAGAAGGCUGCAGCCAAGGCUGCCUUAAUAUAUACCUGCACUGUCUGUAGGACACAAAUGCCGGACCCCAAGACCUUCAAACAGCACUUUGAGAGCAAGCAUCCUAAGACUCCACUUCCUCCAGAAUUGGCUGAUGUUCAGGCAUAAAGUUGUUUACAGAUUGUGUAGCAAACAUAGUUAAUGAGCAAAUAAGGUGACUGGAAAGCGGCAUCAUACUGGUAAGACAAAUUAACCUAUUUUCAUAAGAAUUUUGUUGCUUUUUGAAAACUGUAUGAUAACUACAUAACCAUCAAUUGAUAUCGGUAAAGGCCAGGGUGAUCUUCAGUUUUAUACACUAAUAAACUCCCUAUUUACAGCUGUUGCUAACUGAAAUACUGUAACAUUUUCUAAUAAAUUGAAUCCAAAAGUAUGGGGGAAACACAGGACUAGUGGGGGAAUUGUCCUCAUUUAGUACUGUCUGCAAAUACUCAAUGUAUGGAUUUAAAGAGUUGUGCGGGUGGGUAAGGAAUAGGGGAGUUUCCUCUCCUUAUGUCUAAACUUGUGGAUGCACCCUGUUAACUCUGGCUAAAAAGACACAAUUGUGCAUUGUACUGUGUCUGAUUAAAGAGCAAGUUAAAAACCCUAAAGUGUAAAAUGUGAUAUUUCCUGCCUGUUAAAAGCAAGUGUUCCUGCAUUUUUAUUAAAUGAAUUUGAUGCUGGCUGGACAGCUCUAAAUCUUGACACUAUCCAGCUACAAAAAGUAGCUGUGGCAGGGCAAACGUCUCACCUUCAUCCUGCAAGUCUGACUUGUCUCUAUGCACGGACUGCUAUCUUUCUCCUCUUUAUAGACCUACCUCUGAGGCUGUUGAUGAAUCUCUGCAACAAAAAAAAUCAAGGACAUGUAAAAAUGUAAAAUCAUGUAAAAAUCAAGGAUAUGUAACCUUAACAAAGCAAUAUUUGUGUUUUGUGCAAUGUUCUGGCAAUCUCUCUUUGGAGACUUCUCCAUCUCUUAAUUCUCCUGUGAAGCAGAAUGCUCUUCACUGCAAAAUUGACCAAGAGAGUUAGUUAUAUUUGAAAGUUACAUAGUGAUGAAGAUCUGAGUUCCUCCAAAUUUUACUAUUGUUGAAACAUAAUGCAAUAUCACUAAAAUCAUCUUUAAGAUAUGUAAAUUCUAUUUAUUACAUGAGUCAAGUUCUAUUGCAGAUUGACAAGUUGCGAUGUGUUUAUCAAUUAAAAGUCAAAGCAAAGUAAAGGGUUGAAUGCUGACACCAUUUAAAUCAGAAAGUUCUGACCAGCAAGCUGACUACUUAGUUAAAGAAUACAGAGUCAAGAGUCAACUUGCUUUGUCUACUCAGUUCACUACUGCAAAGUGUUUUUGUACUAGAGCCUUCUGGCUAGUGUACCCAUUUAGAAUCUUUAAGGCAUUCUUGCAAUGGCUGUACCUUUAACCAAGUGUUGUAGACUUCUAAUUUCAGGUUUACACAUUUAGUGUAAUUAUUACAUAUUCAAUGGUAUCUCCAGAGAGGUCCCAUAAUUCAGAAAGGAUAUUAAAGGCCCUGUCUAUGCAGUAGCUGAAGUUUUGUUAGCAACAACUGUUUUAAAAUGAUCUUGAUAUGUACCUGCAUUAAUAGAUAGCUGUGGAGGGUUUAUAUUUAAAAAAACAACCUUAGUGCCCAAAAUCAUCUUUUAAAACUCUUUUUGAUGGGGUUAAAAGCCCUCACACACAGCUUUUCAAAAGUGAUUAGUGAUUUUUUUUGGAUGCCUCCAAUUUAUGGGGUCAAACCCGAGACAUCUUAAAUAUGGGGUCUGAUUUUCAAAAGCAUUGAGCACCUAUCCUCUAAAAAUAAAUCUUUCUUUAAAGAUAUUUCAAAAUCAUUAGUCCUUGAAAAACUUGGCUAGUGUGAACAUGGCUGAAGUGUCUUCUAUGUGCUUAGCUGUCAGUGGUGAGCAUGUAAAUUAUCGCAAGAAUUUUACUUAUGCAGAAGAUGAUCCUAACUAUAUUGACUUCUAAACUGGCUAAAAGUUAUGAUGCCGUACUUCCUAAUUUGGUCUUCCAGUCUAGACAGACACAAACUCUGCUUAAACCAUAUUAAAAGCAGGCUCUGACCAGGCCUUUUAAAAAUGUUACUAACAUAGCUUGGCCCUGUGCAAGGCAGGGAGCCAACGUAUGUUUGAUGCAGAUUUAGGUAGAACAAUGUUCAGUUCUCUAAAGGUGAAUUUCCAAGCCAGUGUAGAAAGGGCUCUAGCAUCAACACACUGCCCUUGAGGUGGUAUCGGGUCUAAUAAAUCAAGCAGCAGAGCAGUUUACGUGACUGCCCUGCCUCUUUCUCCUUGAAUGUUUUUUCCACUGUAAGAGGUAUUAAAGCCAUAAACACUUUACUAUGAUAAAAAUCUAUGGCAAAUAAAAAAAAUCAAAGCUGCAAACUUUCUCAUAAAGGUUUAAGAUGUGCUAAGCAUUUACUCUACAUGCUGGGUAUGGCUAAAUUUCAACAUACGAGGGAGUAGGGCAUUUGAGAGCAUUUGCAGGGCAAGAGAAUGCAUCCUAGACAAGACUGUUCUAAUAAAUCUGUUUUGCGUUUAGUAAUGGUUAUGUACUCUCCAACACUAUAACAUUGAUUUGUUCAGAAUCUGAAUUAAAUGUGGUUCUAAUUUCA
Dermochelys coriacea (leatherback sea turtle) is the source of this 3343-nucleotide messenger RNA. RefSeq names its product zinc finger protein 706 (gene ZNF706). Bases 627 to 857 code for a protein of 76 amino acids. Lineage: Eukaryota; Metazoa; Chordata; Testudines; Dermochelyidae. The transcript has 4 exons. The record is from RefSeq and is a predicted model, not a curated record.